This is a messenger RNA of Monoraphidium neglectum, 525 nucleotides long. RefSeq lists its product as hypothetical. NCBI's taxonomy places the organism in Eukaryota, Viridiplantae, Chlorophyta, Chlorophyceae, Sphaeropleales, Selenastraceae. The transcript has 4 exons. Gene Ontology annotation, molecular function: oxidoreductase activity, acting on a sulfur group of donors, disulfide as acceptor. The record is from RefSeq and is a predicted model, not a curated record. Bases 1 to 525 code for a protein of 174 amino acids.
AUGGGGGAUGCUGAUGGGUUGUGCCCCUACUGCAUUGAGUUCACGCGCACCAAGCUGGCAGACCUCUUCAAGACCGGCCUGGCCGCCAUCACGGAGCUGGACUUCAUCCCCUCUGGCAACGCAAGGCUCCGCGAUGACGGCAGCAUCGCCUGCCAGCACGGGCCGAACGAGUGCGCCCUGAACAAGGCCAUCGCGUGCGCCCUGGCCUUUGCCCCCAGCCAGGACGACUGGUUCCCCUUUGUCGAGUGCAUCGAGGCCAAGGCAAAAGACGACGCCGGCCUGGACGUGGCAAAAGCGGCGGACGCGUGCGCUGUGCACGCGGGGCUGCUGCCCAGCCGCGUGCUGGGAUGCUACAAGGGGCCGCUGGGCGACACCCUGCAGCGCCGCGCCCUGGAGCGCACCGAGUCCCUGGUGCCGCCCCACAAGUGGGUGCCCUGGGUGGUGGUCAACGGCAUACCCCUCUUCGACGACUUCGACAACGUAGCCACCUUCAUCUGCGCCGCGUACAACGGCUACCCCAAGUGA